UGAGGAUUCCUCCUCGCAGACCCUGCUCCCCUUUUCUUAACACACAGAUGAGAUAGAGACUGUGACAUACUCCUAUAUACAUACAUACAUACACACAGACAGCAAAUAUGUUUGAGAUUGAGACACAGGCUGAUCUAUGUCCCAUCGUCUUCCCUGUCUCAAAAAGUCAUGUUUAACCUUCUGUCUGUAGACUACAAACCAAAACACUGUAAACAGUACUUGUAGCAAACAGUAGCAGCUGCUGGUGGGUACUAUUUCUCAAACACCAAAAGGGGUCUAAUACUCUUACUGGUGCUCGCCGGAGAUGAAUAGCGGCGGCGGAAAUGGUGGUGGUAGUGGUGGAGGCGGGACAGGGAUGAUGGCAAUGAGGUCACCGUUUACAGUGUCUCAGUGGCAAGAACUGGAACACCAAGCCCUGAUCUUUAAGUAUAUGAUGGCAGGUUUACCUGUGCCACCUGAUCUUGUACUCCCUAUCCAGAAGAGCUUUGAGUCUAUUUCUCAUAGGUUCUUUCACCACCCCACCAUGGGUUAUUGUUCCUUCUACGGGAAAAAGGUGGAUCCAGAGCCUGGACGAUGCAGGACUGAUGGUAAGAAAUGGCGGUGCUCCAAAGAUGCAUAUCCUGACUCAGAGUAUUGUGAGCGCCACAUGCACCGUGGCCGCAACCGUUCAAGAAAGCCUGUGGAAUCACAAACUAUGACACAGUCAUCUUCCACUGUGUCAUCAUGACUGUCAAGGCAAGCAGCGGUGGACUGGAACUUUCCAGAACUUCAUUGCAUGCCUUUGGCAAUACUCAAGUCACUGGUCUGUCAAUAACCAGUCCCUUUAUAACGUGGAAUCCAUUCCCUUUGGAAUUCCAAGCAAAGAUUAUAGGUAUCUUCAAGGACUUAAACCGGAUGUUGGUGAGCAUAGUUUCUUCUCAGAAGCUUCAGGAAGCAACCGUGGUCUUCAGAUGGACUCUCCACUGGAUAACUCGUGGCCACUGAUGCAAUCCAGAGUUUCCUCAUUCCCUACCUCUAAAUCGGGUGAUACCACCAUUUUGCAGAAUGAUUAUCCUCAGCAUUCAUUUUUCAACAGUGAAUUUGCCUCAGGAGAGCCUGUGAAACAGGAAGGUCAGUCUCUUAGACCUUUCUUUGAUGAGUGGCCUAAAACCCGGGAUUCUUGGUCUGGUCUUGAAGAUGAAAGAUCCAAUCAGACUUCCUUUUCCACAACCCAGCUUUCAAUAUCUAUUCCAAUGGCUUCAUCUGAUUUCUCUGCUACAAGUUCUCAAUCUCCACAUGAUAAUUGAGAGCAUAGUGCUUAGGCGAAUAAUGUCAGAGCUGAACAUCCGAAGAAAGAUGAAUUGUGGCAUUUUGGUGUUGGGGUUGAAGAGUUUGUUGUCUUUUAUUUUCACUGCAUGAAUCUGUUAUUUUCUGCUUCCCUGUAUGUGUAGCACCAGAUUUGUUAGUCCGACUUAGGUAUGAAAUAAAAUGUACUCUAGUAAGUAUCGAGGGAUCCGGUACAUUGUGGUUAUAUUGAAUGGAAGAGCAAGAAUUUUUUCUUGUGGCAUUGAUGAUUGCUUCUCCAUAGUAAA
This is a messenger RNA of Carica papaya (papaya), 1571 nucleotides long. RefSeq names its product growth-regulating factor 4-like. The record is from RefSeq and is a predicted model, not a curated record. NCBI's taxonomy places the organism in Eukaryota, Viridiplantae, Streptophyta, Magnoliopsida, Brassicales, Caricaceae. Gene Ontology annotation, molecular function: ATP binding. Gene Ontology annotation, biological process: regulation of DNA-templated transcription; developmental process; DNA-templated transcription. Gene Ontology annotation, cellular component: nucleus.